UGCCAAAGCCGGUGGGAGGAGGAGGAGGAGGAGAAAAGAAGGCCCCCUCCUCCCCUCCCCUCCCCUCCCAGGCCUCCUUUCUUCAAAGGGGCAGCCAAGGCCUCAGGAAGAAGAAGAGGAGGAGGAGGAGGAGGAGGUCCCCUGCCCAGCCCUCCAGCCAGAGGCCCCACCGGCCACAGAGGCAUCACGGCUUUAAGCGGGGCGGGGUCCGGGAGACCCCUCCUUCCCUCCCUCCCUCUCUCCCUCCCCCACGUGGCCUCCGAGCUGCUGCUGCUGCUGCUGCUGGACUCCGGAGCAGCGCGGGCGGGACAGACGCUGGUCCCAGGCGGAGAGGAGACACCCGCCGCCUCCUCCUCCUGCUCCCCUUCCUUCUUCUGGGGCUCCUUUCCUUCCUUCCUGCCCCGACCAUGACCCAGGGCACCCGGCGACGACGACGGAGCCUCCUCGGGGCUGCCCAGCCUCCAGGACCCAGAGCCGAGGAGUGAGUCCAAGCGGAGGAGGAGGAGGAAGAGGCGAAGCCGGAGGAGGAUGCCCCGCGUGGUCGGGAGCGCUCUGGCCGGGCUGGGGCUGGUGCUGCUGCUGGGCUGGGCUUCCCUGGCGGGGCUCCGGAGCAAAGCGGGGCUCUUGGAAGAGGAGCGGGCGCCUCAGCCCUCGCGGCCGGGCACUUUGCGGGCGCUGCUGACGGUGCCCCAGGAGCCUUCUCCUGCGGAGGGGCCUCCUUCUCCUCCUCCUCCUCCUCCGUCGGUGCGCGGCGGGGUCUUCUGGAGCCGGGCGCUGGAGGCGCAGGUGCCCCGGGGCUUCUCGCGGGCCUCGUCGGCGGCGUGGCUGCGGGCGGCGCGGGGCUCGCGGGUGCUCUCCUUGGAGCGGGGCGGCUGCGGGCGGAGCUCCAACCGGCUGGCGCUGCUGUCGGACGGGAGCCGGGCCUGCGUGCGCUACGGGAUCAACCCGGAGCAGAUCCUGGGCGAGGCGCUCUCCUACCACUUGGCCGGCCUCUUGGGCAUCCAGGAGCGCCUUCCGCCGCUGGCGCUCUCGCGGGUGGGGGCGCGGCAGUGGGCGCUGGUCGGGGAGGAGCUGCGGGGCUCUCCCUGGGCCGAGGGCGCGGUGGUCAGCCUGGCCCGCUGGGUGGAGAACCUGACGGAGGUAGUGGCCCCGGCGCCCUGGCGGGCCUCGGGGGCACCGCUGCUGCCGGGGCUGGGCCCGGGGGCGCUGGCGGGGCUGGGCCGGGCGCAGCUGGUGGAGCUGGUCCAGUGGAGCGACCUGAUCCUCUUCGACUACCUGACGGGCAACUUCGACCGCCUGGCCAGCAACCUCUUCAGCCUCCAGUGGGACCCGCGCGUCAUGCACCGCGCCACCCGCAACCUGCUGCGCGGGCCCGACGGCGGCCUGGUCUUCCUGGACAACGAGGCCGGGCUGCUCCACGGCUACCGGCUGCUCUCCGCCUGGGAGCCCUACCACGAGCCCCUGCUGCGCUCGCUCUGCCUCUUCCGCCAGGACACCGCCCGCGCCCUCCGCGCCCUCCACCGCCGCAGGGACGCCGCCCGACAGCUCCGCGCCCGAUACCGCGCCCACGAGCCCCUGGCCCCCAGCCUCGGCUUCCUCUCCCCCGAACAGGGCCGCCUCCUCCAGGAGCGCGUCGACCGCGUCCACCGCCACAUCCUCCACUGCCGCGCCGGCGCCAGGGCCAAGCAGACCGGGCAAGGGGACGCCCUCUGAGGAGGACACACGGCCCCGGGCCGCUCUCCGCCGGCAGAAGGGACGCUGUCGCCUCGGCCUCGGGCUGAGGGAGGAUGACCGGCACCGCUUGGGCUUCCGCAAUCAUGGUCUCCAGAGUGUCUGACUUGCGCCUCUUGGGUUUCCGCAGUUGAGCCAGGAUUCGAACUCCGGUCUCCAGAGUCUUGCUCCAUCGCUCCAACCACUAGGCCGCCUUGGCUGGAUGUACAGGAUCAAGAGAAGCCCUGAGUGGUAAAAGGGGGGGGGAUUUCCCCCCUCCUCCCACCUUAAAACCCCUCUGGCUUGGAAGAAAAGCGAGGCUGGGUCCUGAGACUUUCUGGUCGAACAAGCCCCGAAAGAAAGGGACUGCUGAGGGCCUUUUGGGGGGAAGGAAGCUGAAAGAGGGAGCCCUCCCUGGGACUCUGCUCAGAGACAUGCUUCUGCUGGGAGGAAAGAGAGCCCCCCACUUUGUGCUCAGCCUCUCUCUCCUUGUGACCCAGCCAGUCCUGCCAACUUCUCCCAUCCCUCUCCUCAAGAGAUUGAGGCGCAUUCUCCCCCCCUUUUUUAAAGUAGGAGGUAGAAUGCUGGCCCUCUGCUUCUGCACUAUUGUCUGUUCUAAGACUAGGCCAGAAAAAAUCACCUUCCCUUGCACAUUUUUGUCUGAAAUCAUGUCCCAAUCUGCAUUGAGAGACCAGCAAAGGGCCUGGGAGUAUCUGAUGUGUAGUUGCUGGCAUUGUGGAAGGGCCACUUGUCCCUUGCGGAUACCCCAUGUGAGACCAAGGUACCAUUCUAAUAAGUAUACCUUUUAAGUCCUAUCUAUUUCACUCUUAUUAGUUUUACACUGGCUUGUUCUUUCCAGUGUGUCUUUCCCUUAAGAGCUUCCCUAAAAAUUCAUUUAAAAUGUUUAAAAAGUUGUCUGUAGUUGGAAGGAACCAGCUGCCGGUUUUGGUCCAGAGGAGGGACCAGAAGUCACAUCUACACUCUUUACAAACAUCCUUUAAAGACUCAGCAGCAUUUGCAGUCCAACAUCUGAUUCCAUGAUCCACUCUGGGGGCUUUCCCCCCCUUCUGGAUCUUCUCAGCUUUGCUGGACGUAGACUUGAUCCCCAAAGUUACCAAGUGUGUAGAAAAAGUCCCAGUUCCACUGCCUCUUCAUUUUAAUCAGUCAGAAGCAUCUGGAAACACUCCUGUUUCUCAGCGUGUCUGUUUUAUAUGUAACCACUACUGUACAAUAAAAUAAUUGACUAAUGGGCUGACAGCGGAGAAAGGAUUCCCAGGUUUAUAGUAUUGUCGGUGUAGUAAUAUUUUGAUGCAUUAAUCUGGACGAGGGGG
Sceloporus undulatus (fence lizard) is the source of this 3041-nucleotide messenger RNA. RefSeq names its product four-jointed box kinase 1 (gene FJX1). NCBI's taxonomy places the organism in Eukaryota, Metazoa, Chordata, Lepidosauria, Squamata, Phrynosomatidae. The transcript has a single exon. The record is from RefSeq and is a predicted model, not a curated record. Gene Ontology annotation, biological process: cell-cell signaling. Bases 529 to 1713 code for a protein of 394 amino acids.